Molecule: messenger RNA, 737 nt
Organism: Oncorhynchus tshawytscha (Chinook salmon)
Lineage: Eukaryota; Metazoa; Chordata; Actinopteri; Salmoniformes; Salmonidae
Product: coiled-coil domain-containing glutamate-rich protein 1-like
Exons: 2
Coding region: 258-680 (140 amino acids)
Source: RefSeq, a predicted model, not a curated record
UGACGUAUAAUCUAGUGGACGGAACGCUUCUUUCAACAGCAGCAACAGUUAGUCAGACACCUCGGUAGCUUGCUAGACAAAAUAGCCGAAACAAUACAUUACUUUAGAGGCUUUAGUGUAUAUUAGCCACUGUGUUUUAAACCCACUUCUAUCGUCUAGUUAGUUAUCCGAUUUAAUUUCAUAUUUACGGUGUUGUUAUUAUUCAGCUAGCGGGCUGGUUAAGUUAGCAUUAGCCUAGCUAGCUAACAUCCCCGACCAUGCGGUCACCAAGUUACUCUCCUUCUAAUGAAGAGAAGGAUAUCACAGUAAAUCAAGAAGUAGGGAGUGGGGCCGUUACUGUGAAAGAAGAGGAGGACGCGUUCAGAGUGAAAGACGAGGAAGAUAUCACAGUAAAACAAGAAGGGAGUGGGGCCGUUACUGUGAAAGAAGAGGAGGACGCGUUCAGAGUGAAAGAGGAGGAUGAUGUCACAGUAAAAGGAGAGGAAGAUGCAGUUUAUGGCGUGAAAGAGGAGGGGGAGGAGAUUACUUUUACAUCGAAAAAGGAGGAGGAGGAAGAAGAGGAGGAACCUGGAUAUCUGGGCCCGGUUUCCCAAACGCAUCUUAAGGCAUCCAAUGGUUCUAACGAUGAAUUUAGCCAUAAGAUGGUUUUGAGAAACCGUUCCCUGAUUAACACUAAGUAAAAGCCUGAAACAAUGUCUAAAGAAUGACCACAUGUAGAAGAAGCCAUAGAGAUCGUG